Messenger RNA from Adelges cooleyi (spruce gall adelgid), 914 nucleotides. RefSeq lists its product as uncharacterized. The record is from RefSeq and is a predicted model, not a curated record. Lineage: Eukaryota; Metazoa; Arthropoda; Insecta; Hemiptera; Adelgidae. Bases 27 to 752 code for a protein of 241 amino acids. The transcript is spliced from 12 exons.
AACUAACAAGUCAUUUUACAGAUAAAAUGAAGCUUUUCUGUUUUUUAAUAUCAUACAUCUUUGUAAAUGUUUCGGCAGAUUAUCUAACGGAUUAUAAGAAAGAGGUCUUAUAUGCAAAUGCAUCCAUCGAGCGUGCUUAUAAUAUGAAUGAUUUAACUGUAGGAGGUAUUUCUGGAGCAAAUGGACUGGAGCAUGUAAUUGAAAUAAUGGUUAAUGAAAACCAAUAUUACAAGAAUUUCGCAAAAAUCAAUCUUAUGAUCGCUGUACCGGAACAAACGUGCAUUGCCUAUGAUAUACCGGAUUUGCCAUUUUGUGACAAUUUGCGCAAAUCGAGGGGUCACCAGAAAAUGAUGGAAUGGCAAAUUAGAUAUACAUUAGGUAUGGACUAUCCCGAUAUUGAUCAAAACCAAAAUUUUGAAGCCUUAGAUUUGAAAAUCCUUGCAAACAAUAGAAGAGAACAUGUUGUUCCAGCUUUAAGAAAUAUAAUCAGACGUGUAUUAGAUAAACCCGUGCAACAUGUACAAGAUGAUGCCGCUAUAUUACAGAUGUGUCGUUUGUUAGGACUAUACAAGAGUGCACAAUUUCCAAGAUCAUACAUAAGUAGUCUUGAGAUUAACACAGUUCGUGGUACUUGUAUUCUUUGGGAUAUAAGUAAUACACCAAAAUGGUACAGAAAAAAUAAUGGCGUAUGGGAGCAAUUAAAGGUAGAAGGUACAGCACAGCCACUUGAGGAGCAGUUUAAAAUAAUUUAGACCAGGGAUCAAUGGCUUAACUCUUUUAACAUUGUAUAAUUCCAUUGUUAUUUUAAUGAAAUAAUAUUUUCAUAUUGCACUAAUAUCCUAUUAUAUAUUGCACUUAUAGAUGUCAUUUAAUUUAAUAUAUUUCAUAAUAAAUUGUUUUACUCACGAUUACAA